AUUCCAAGCUUAAUACUGCUGCGUAAAAAUCAUAUACAUUAAAAUCAAAAGUUGUGUGAGUUUAAAUCAUGUUAACUGUGGUGCGAAGAGCGCAGCACGAGCACAAACUGUUGCUAUCCCUAUGCAAAAGCUACCAGAAUUGUUUGUGCACUUUAUCAACCGCACCGGCAAGUCGUUCUUGUGCAUUUAAUAAACUUAGCAAGAGUUUCUCUCAGCGUUCAUUUGGUGUGUAUAGAAAAGAGAAGAAAGUUAUUAAAAUGGCAGAACUUCCCUGUGAGAUGAAGCAAUUGUUUCAGUUUGUCAAUAGCAAGCAAGCUGAUUACAUCGAGACCCUGCGCACCGCUGUGGCCAUUCAAUCCGUCUCGGCAUGGCCCGAGAAGCGCGGUGAGAUUGACCGCAUGGUCAACUGGACAGCUGAUAAGCUAAAGGCGCUUGGCACCGAAAUCGAGCUGGUGGACUUGGGCAAACAAAAGCUGCCCACAGGACAGGAGAUUCCACUGCCAAAGGCAUUGCUGGGCAAACUGGGCAAUGAUAAGGCCAAGAAGACUGUGCUGGUCUAUGGACACUUGGAUGUGCAGCCUGCGCUGAAGGACGAUGGCUGGGACACUGAACCUUUUGUGCUGACUGAAAAGGAUGGCAAGCUGUUUGGACGCGGUGCCUCCGACGAUAAGGGACCUGUGCUCUGCUGGAUUCAUGCCAUUGAAGCUUAUCAGAAGUUGAACAUGGAGCUGCCUGUGAAUGUCAAGUUUGUGUUUGAGGGCAUGGAGGAAAGCGGCAGCGAGGGUCUGGAUGAUCUGUUGAUGUCGCGCAAGGGAGACUUCUUGGCUGAUGUAGACUAUGUCUGCAUUUCCGACAACUACUGGCUGGGCAAGAAGCGUCCAUGCUUGACCUAUGGCCUGCGUGGUCUGGCCUAUUUCCAAGUGGAGAUCGAGUGCGCUAGCAAAGAUUUGCAUAGCGGCGUCUUUGGCGGCACUGUGCAUGAAGCUAUGCCUGAUCUCUGCUAUCUGCUCAGCACGCUGGUGGAUAAGGACACCAACAUUCUGAUUCCAGGCGUUAAUCGUGAUGUGGCGCCCCAAUUGCCCAAUGAGCUUGAAAUCUACAAGAACAUAGACUUUGAAGUGAAUGAAUACAAAAAAGACAUUGGCACCGAGCACUUGCCGCACAAGAGCGACAAGACGCGCCUGCUCCAAGCCAGAUGGCGUUAUCCCAGCCUUUCCAUUCACGGCAUUGAGGGCGCUUUCUAUGAGCCUGGCGCCAAGACUGUCAUUCCCAAGAAGGUCAUUGGCAAGUUCUCCAUUCGCCUGGUGCCACAUCAAGAUCCCGAUCACAUCAAGGAGUGCGUGGAGAAGUACGUCAAUGAGAAGUGGGCUGAGCGUGGCUCACCCAACAAAAUGAAGGUUGUCAUGCUCUCAGCUGGCAAGCCCUGGACUGAGGAUCCCAAUCAUCCCCACUACGAAGCCGCCAAGCGCGCCAUUAAGCACGUCUUCAAUGUUGAUCCCGAUAUGACACGCGAGGGCGGCUCCAUACCAGUGACAUUGACUCUACAGGAAGCCACAGGCAAGAAUGUCAUACUCGUGCCCGUUGGCGCUUGCGAUGAUGGUGCUCAUUCCCAGAACGAGAAGAUUGAUAUUUACAACUAUGUAGAAGGCACCAAAUUGUUGGGCGCUUACUUGCAUGAGGUUGGCAAGCUUUAAGUGAUUCCAGUGGCAUACAACAUCACGUGCAACAUCACAAUCUAUGCGCCUUAAACGAAUAUUACAGAAUUAUUUUUUUAAUCACAUUUUAUAUG
Molecule: messenger RNA, 1789 nt
Organism: Drosophila busckii
Lineage: Eukaryota; Metazoa; Arthropoda; Insecta; Diptera; Drosophilidae
Gene: Cndp2
Product: cytosolic non-specific dipeptidase
Exons: 6
Coding region: 69-1694 (541 amino acids)
Biological process (GO): proteolysis
Molecular function (GO): peptidase activity
Source: RefSeq, a predicted model, not a curated record